UGCGCGUGCUUCCGGUGGAGGAGAAUCUCUGUCCUCUUCUGGUUGUAAACACAUCGCUUGAGUGGUGGCGUCUCUGACAGUCACAACAAAUUCAAAACAACUCGUCUUUCUUUUUUGAAAAACCUUUUUUUUUUCGCACACAGCGUAUCGAUAAGAAUGAAGAAGUUUUUCGACGACAUUAAGAAGGAUAUAAAAUUCAAGUCCGCAGGGCCAGGAAAUAAACUGACAGAAGACAGCAGCUCUAAACCUCAAGCCCCACAGGUUCCUCGCGGAGCGCCCAGAAAAGCACCCACUGAUGGCGCGCACAGAGCAGGGGCCGCGGCCCUCGCCAGGAUCGAGCAAGAGCAACAGCACCGGCCGAAGGUGCAGACGUCCCACGAUGCCAUAAGGAAUCAGGUGAAGCGAGAACUUGAAGCAGAGGCGGCUGCCACAGCAGCCAGUCUGAAGAACACUGAUGUCGAGGGGGCCUGUGUUUCACAAAAGGAUCCAUCCUGUUUCUCAGUGCCGGGUGUUUUCUUCAUCUGUCCUCUCACUGGAAAAACCUUAACAAAGACUGAAAAAGAGAUGCACAUAAAGGAAGCCAUUCUAAUGAGGUUCUCAGAGGAUGCGAUAGAGGCCUCCAUUAUGAUGAUUCACACCUUUAAUAAAGACAAAGAGAAAGUAAAGGCUGCCGUUGACAUCAUUAGCAAGUACAUCGAAAACAUCUGUAAGAAUCCGACUGAGGAAAAGUACAGGAAGAUCAAACUUAGCAACAAAGUGUUUCAGGAGAAGGUCAGUGGGAUUGAAGGAUCUCGCGAGUAUCUUCAGGCGUUGGGAUUUGAACGCACCACUCUGCCGGUGGACGGCGAAGACAGGACUGAGGAGUUCCUGGUGCUGCUGGCGCAGGAAUCAGAAACUCUGGAGCAGAUGAAGGCUCAUGUGGAGCAGCUGCAGAAGGGCGAGCCGCUCAGAGCGAAGCUGGACCGUCAGCCGCAGGUCUUCAGACCCUCACAGCACGCCACAGACUUCCAGCUUCCUCCAGACUUCUACAAUCUGACCGCGGAGGAACUGAAAAGAGAACAGCAACAAAAGAGUGAAGUCGUGGAGAGAAAUGCAAUGCUGCGAACGAAAGCCAUGCGUGAGAAAGAUGAGGAGAGGGAGAGAAGAAAGCACAACUAUGCGCUUCUGAGAGUGCGCUUACCGGAUGGAAAUAUACUCCAGGGCACUUUCCUGGCAUGGGAGAGGGUGGCAGCGUUGUACCAGUUUGUGCGUGAUUCUCUGGAGAACGGCUGGCAACCCUUUGAUCUGAUGGCACCCGGAGGACAAAAACUAAAGGAUGAUGAGGAAUUGGCUCUGAAUGAGUGCAACCUGGCCCCAGCAGCUCUGCUGAACUUCUCAUGGGACGCCGCAGUGCAGGCAGACAUCGCUGCCGCUGGAGGAAAGACAGCUGUUCUGCUUAAAGCUGCACUGUUAGAGAACAUCAAGACCCUGAGCUGAACAUGCAGUGUCCCCAGUCACUGCUGUCCCCACCUGUGCUCUCUCGCGAGUUACUCUCCCAUUGUCCACCACCAGAGUCCCACACGGUUUCACAGGAUGGGCCUGAUGCAUUGAUUGUGUCCUCAGCUUGUGUGCUAGGUGGGAUCAUAUGGUGCUAAACGCAAGAGUUUUUCCUGUCAGUGAUGUUAUGAGAAGCGUUAGCACCUUAUGGGCCAAUUUCAAGCAGUCCUAUUAUAAUGUAUUGUUGUUUGAAGUAGCAUGACCAGUCAUUAUAUGAUGAGGGAAGACGGUCAGUUCGAUUGGAAAUGGUCUGUGAGAAGAUCUGUUGUAAUAUAAAGCACUUUUAGCUACUGCUGAAAGAGAGGAAUCUUGAUGUACCAUGAAAUCUCACUGUGGCAACUGAUCUAACAUGAGCUCUACCAAGUUUUCUUUUGUUGUAUUAAUGUUCUGUUUCCUGCUUAACAUAAAUGAAUCUACGCUACUUAAAUUAGACAAAAAGCUCUGGUCUCCAGCAACAAUCUACCUCCUAAUGCAGAUAAAUGUCCACUUGUUACCAUGUCAUUUAUUGAUUAAGCCCAAAGUAUACUUACGUUUUUAUGCAUAAAGCACACGCAGCAUAAGUUUCAUCCAGAUUUUCCCUCUAAAAUCGAACAA
This is a messenger RNA of Carassius carassius (crucian carp), 2130 nucleotides long. Its product is annotated as UBX domain-containing protein 6-like. Gene Ontology annotation, molecular function: protein binding. The transcript is spliced from 11 exons. Gene Ontology annotation, cellular component: cytoplasm. The record is from RefSeq and is a predicted model, not a curated record. Lineage: Eukaryota; Metazoa; Chordata; Actinopteri; Cypriniformes; Cyprinidae. Bases 157 to 1476 code for a protein of 439 amino acids.